CCACCUCCAGUGGAAUUUGUUAGGAUUCUAGUUAUUGGGUUUAUAUCAUUUAUGGUAUUUUGUCUUAUCUCUGUAGUAGUUGGUUUCAUCCAACGGGAGUGAGGGUGGAGAUGUGUUCCAAUCUUAGAACUCCUCAUCUAGGGUUGUAUUUAAGCCUCCUUUCAUCAUUUGGGAAAGGCAUGAAUGAAAAGAAUUGUUAUUUUAUUUCUUACUUUCCUUGCAUUUUCCUUUUCUUCUCCAUUCCUACGGAAUUGGUCCUAUCAUAUUUUUCGAUGCCACCACCACCAUCUUGAAGCUCUCACUCCUCUCUACAAAACUCACCCAAGAGCCAUCUUGAUUAACCACCGUACGUGGCAGUGCGAGGCCACAAAACCGACGAAAAUCAACAGUUCUCCGGCCACCCUUUUCAUUUUUCCGGUGAAUCGACAAAGCGAUGACCGACGCCACCACUUGGGUUUUGUAGCCCAUCAUCUAGGAUUCCAAAUGCCAGACUUUGCCCAUGUUUCUUUACUUCUUGCCCCUGAUCGGAGUAAGCUGUCAAAGAGGCAUGGUGCGACUUCUGUAGGCCAGUACAGGGAGAUGGGCUAUCUACCUCAGGCAAUGGUGAACUACUUGGCACUGUUAGGUUGGGGUGAUGGCACUGAAAAUGAAUUCUUCACCCUUGAGAAGCUUGGUGAGAAAUUUACAGUUGGUCGCGUCAACAAAAGUGGUGCCAUUUUCGACUCGACCAAAUUUAGGUAAUUUUGGCUUUUAAUCUGCUAUAU
Molecule: messenger RNA, 764 nt
Organism: Malus domestica (apple)
Lineage: Eukaryota; Viridiplantae; Streptophyta; Magnoliopsida; Rosales; Rosaceae
Source: RefSeq, a predicted model, not a curated record